UUUUUGUCGUGCAACAAUCGUGUGGCAUAGGUACCUAGGUAGUAGUAGGUAGUUCUAGGUAAUUUCAAAGGUUCUUCGGUAUCGUUCACAAAUUCUAUCACUGAGAUUAAUAUAGCUAUCUAUGUUGAUGAUAUACUGCACCCUGGUUGCUGGGUGCCCCCAUUAAUCCCUCCAAGGUAAUUUUCACAAAAGCUCUGCAUGUAGGGAGCUAGAUAGGAAUGUGUAGGUAGGUAGGGGAAACAACUCAGUGGACUAGGUAGCUAGCUGAACCAGUCUUGCCCGCUUGGUGAUCCAAUCUAAGAAAAAGUUCUGUAACGUCCUGACACCGGAGAUGGGCCCCAGUCAUGAGUCAUCGGUGGUGGGAGCAACACCUUUAGACCGCUACUCUCCUUUCAAAGUUUUUGUGUGUAUUUUUGAUCAAGAAUUUAUAAGUGUUGGAAGGGAUUCUUUGCUUAAAGGUUACAACUCCGUCUUGAAAAUGAGAGUUCUGUGUCAGAUCUUACUAGCAAGAAGUGCAUAUAGAUGUGAGUUGAAUAUUCUAAGAAACAUAAGUCACAGUAAGGAUUUUAAGUUGAAGGAUGACCCGAGUGAGAACACUCUUGAAGAAAACCCACCAGAUAUUGUACAAUUGGCUCAAGAUAAAAAUAUUUUAUAUAGCUCACACUUAGCUUCUAAAGGCAUUCGGGUAGAUCUUCUAUCAAGAAGAAAUUUUACGGAGAAAUAUCAAAGAUUAUCAUUAGAGCAGAGAAAAAAAAAUUCAGUUCCUCUCAUAGUGAAGAAAUUGCUUCCAAGGAAAGAUUUUGAGAAAGUGGAAAGAGAAGACACUGAUUAUGAGGAGAGAGAAUCUCGUGUGACUCUCCCAUAUACAGAAGUUGAAAAUAUAAGAGCUGAGAAAUUGAAUUCCAACCUAAAAGCUGUUGAGGAAUAUGAUUGGGGUAAUUUUAAAGACACUGUGUCAGAUGACAUUGCAAAUAGAAUGCAGGCUUAUGAAAAAAACCUACUUGAGUCAGUGAAAACUCAAGAAAGAGAUACGUCACGAAUGAGAGCAGAAGGUACACAUUCAAGGUCGGUUAUGAAGGAUGGACUAUGUAUUGAUGAUGUUCUGGAGUAUGGCACAUGUGAUCAAUUUAUUCCUGUCAGUAAGGUGCCUUGUGGUGGUUGUGGUGCAUUGCUUCAUUGUCAAGAUUAUGCUCUUCCAGGCUUCAUUCCUAAGGAACUUUUUGAAAUACUGGAUCCAGGAGAGUUAAGAAGUGUCACAUGUCAAAGAUGCUACUUUUUAAAACAUCACAAUACAGCUCUUAACAUUAGGGUAUCACCAGAUGUCUACCAGACAUUAUUAGAGCCAAUAAAAGAAAAAAAAGCCCUAGCUGUUGUGGUUGUUGAUCUUCUAGAUGUUCCUUGCUCCAUUUGGCCAAAUCUUAUCGACAUAUUAGGUACUAGGCGACCUGUUGUUGUAGUUGGAAAUAAAGUGGAUCUUCUUCCGGCUGAUGAUGUUAACCAUCUUCAAAGAAUAAAAGAAUCUUUAAAGGCUGUUAUAGAUCAGACUUCUCUAGGAAGAUGCAAUAUUGUACAUAUAGCUUUAACCUCAGCUAUUACAGGUUUUGGCAUUGAAAGUCUUAUCACAAAAAUCCAAACUUCAUGGGGAGUAAAAGGUGACAUUUACUUAGUUGGCUGUACCAACAGUGGUAAGUCUACUUUGUUCAAUGCACUUUUGGGGUCAGAUAUGUGCAAAACAAAAGCAUCCUUCCUCAUCCAUCGAGCAACUACUUCUCCGUGGCCUGGAACUACUUUGAAUAUGUUAAAGUUUCCACUUCUUCGCACAUCGCAUUCAAGAUUAUAUGAAAGAAGGCAGAGAUUAACUGAACAAAAUGUGAAAUUUAAGAGAGUCAAGGAGUACACCUCUGAUGUGGGCUUAGCAACACUUGCAGGUUAUAUAGGGAGGACAUUUGCAGAUGAAAAACAUGAAGAGAAGAUGGAUCAGUUUUCUCUGGAUGCUAACAAGCUGCCUAGGAACUCUAUUAAAAUUUUAGGAAUUAAUGAAUCUCACCCAGAUUAUAUUGCUAGCAAAUGGUGCUAUGAUACUCCUGGCACUGUUCAGCCAGAUCAGAUGAUUAAUCUAUUGACACAUGAAGAACUGAUGAAAGUCCUGCCUCGUCAAUUAAUUAGACCACAGACUUUCUCUCUCACAUCUGGCAAGACUCUGUUCAUUGGUGGAUUAGCACGAUUUGAUGUCUUGUAUUGUGCAUCAUCUGUGAGAAUUACAGUUUUCUCAGCACCCAAAAUUCCAAUAACCAUUGUGAAAACCGUCUAUGCUUCAUUAUUUUAUUCUAAAUAUUUGGGAACACCAGUAUUAGGAGUACCUGUGGGUGGUGAAGAAAGACUUCAACAUUGGCCUACCCUAGCCCCCCAUGACUUGAAAAUGAUGUCAAACAACAGUCAGGAGUGUUGUGGCGAUGUUGUUUUAUCUUCUGCAGGUUGGGUAGCUGUUAAUGCAAAAGAGGGCCUGGCAAUAGAUGUACGGGGAUGGACCCCGGGAGGACGUGGCAUAUACCAGAGGACACCAUCAAUGCUUCCUAGGAUAAUCAACCUCAAAGGAAGGCGGCUAAAAAGUUCUCCUGUGUAUAAACCUCAUAAGUUAUUGAUUCCCAAAAGUAACGAAGUUUAGUUACCUAUGUACUAGGCUACAGACACUGUAAAUAAGUCUGUUAUAACUGUGGUGUAAAAAUAUUCUCUAUUACUGUACAUGUAUUGUUGUGCUUUGUUAAUAAAAGUCCAAUUUCUUUA
Macrobrachium nipponense is the source of this 2784-nucleotide messenger RNA. RefSeq names its product nitric oxide-associated protein 1-like. NCBI's taxonomy places the organism in Eukaryota, Metazoa, Arthropoda, Malacostraca, Decapoda, Palaemonidae. The record is from RefSeq and is a predicted model, not a curated record. Bases 332 to 2665 code for a protein of 777 amino acids. The transcript is spliced from 10 exons. Gene Ontology annotation, molecular function: GTP binding.